This is a messenger RNA of Filobasidium floriforme, 2610 nucleotides long. RefSeq names its product mitochondrial protein Pet127-domain-containing protein. The transcript is spliced from 13 exons. Gene Ontology annotation, biological process: mitochondrial RNA 5'-end processing. The record is from RefSeq and is a predicted model, not a curated record. Lineage: Eukaryota; Fungi; Basidiomycota; Tremellomycetes; Filobasidiales; Filobasidiaceae. Gene Ontology annotation, cellular component: mitochondrion; mitochondrial envelope. Bases 1 to 2610 code for a protein of 869 amino acids.
AUGAUACUGCCCCUCCGAUGUUGUCCGGCAUGCGUGUCAUCCGGACCAUCCCGGCUCUCACCCGUCCUCCGCCAUCGAAUCCCUCGAACACUGUAUCAACACGACCUGACCACUCAAACCCGGUUCAAAGCCUCUGAAGCUCGGCGCCACCGAAGAGCAGUCACAAAACCUGACAACGAAGGGAACACAUCUUCCUCCUCAAAUUUAACUUCGAAUGGGGUCCAUGUACAAAAGAACGGCUCGAGCUCAGGGGUACCGAAUCGGAACCGCACGUUCGUCUCCGUCCGGGAGACUGAGGACGUCCCCUUAUCCUAUCGCGCCAUCGAUGGGUUGAGUAAGAGUCGAGGUAGGCUAGCGGGGAAUAACAGGAGUUCUUCUUCAACUUCAAAUUCUUCGAAUCCGGAGGAUCAGACGAAUAAUACCGCAAGGACAUCGAGAACAAGAUCGACGCCGACAUCGGACCCUUCAUCUUCAUCUGCGUUGAGCGAUCCAGUAUCAGACUCAUCGCAAACCCCUUUAAAAUCGAAACUAUUCAAAUGGCUCAAAUGGCCCAUCUCCAACUCUUCUUCCUCUUCCCUAUCAACCUCCUCUUCCCUAACGGACCCUUCAUCGGGACAACAUCCAGGAUCCCCAUCAGCAUCAAUAUCUUCAUCCGCAAUACACGAUCAGGACCAGAGGGGUUCAAACAAGGUCUUCCAAGAACUCAUGCAAGGUGCCCUCCUCUCCUCAAACUCAAACUCAAACUUAAACUCAAAUUCCAACCUCAACCCGCUUGUGGCCCAAGCUCGGAAUACAAGGAGUACAAAGUCUGAUAAGGCUGUACCUGAACCCGAGGUUGAGGUUGAAUCCGAGGUAGUGGUCGAUAGGGAAUUAAGAGAGUUAGGGGAAGGAGAGGUAGAGGUGGAUGAGACCGAGAGGGGUAGGCAGAUGGGGUUGUUACAAGAGGUCGCAGAAGAGCACGAGAGAGAAGCCGGCAUCGAAUCGUAUCAACUGAAAGAGACCAUCAAGAAGGGUCGGAUAGGGUUACAACACGGGAGGUUGAGUGCCAAGGAGAUUGAAAUCUCUGAGGUCAAGCCUGUUCGGGGUGUACCGGUUGCCACCCUGAAACGCGGGUUAUCCCGUGUGCUCUUCAACCCCUCGGUCCACUUUACCCGCGAUCCUCGUUCACACGUCUACAACUUUGAUACCUCCCUCGAACACGUCCCCCAGGCCGACCAGUUCGCUUAUCAUCGUCUACCUCAAUACAUCACCGCUUCGGAGGACGAAGACUUGUAUGAGCUCGUCAAGCGGACAGGGAUGAAGUAUUACGGAUCCACUUCGACGUUGACCAAGGCUCUUAGUCAGAUUUACUUUCAUAUCAGCGGUGCCAGACCGAUCAGCUUGGACAAGCUCAGUCAAGCGUUCGCCAACGAGCGAACGGAUUUUCCCGCUGGUGCCAAGUUGCCAGCGAUGUUAUGGGUCAAGACGAUGCCGGAUGGCAAGUACGCGGUGGACAACGAUAAGCGGUGGGAUAUCGACGAGAAUAUCUUGUCGGACUUGGGUCGAGUGAUGGAAAAGAUGGUGACCAGCGACGAAAAGGAAUUGAAGCGGUUCAUGUUGUCUAGCCCCGAAUCUGGGGUAUCCGAGGACGAGAGGAACGCCAGGGAGGCUUACCGAUAUUGCAAGGGUUCGAAAAUCUUGAUGCGAUCCCAGUUGGAUUGUUAUGACGAGCGAUUACCCGGUUCGGGAACGUUUGACAUCAAGACCCGUGCGGCUAUGGUCAUCCGCCACGAUCGAGCGAAUUACGAGGAAAACAGCGCAUACGACGUGUACAAAUUGACCGGUCUAGAAAACUCCUUCGAGAAGGAAUUCUACGACAUGUGUCGAUCGGCAUUCUUGAAGUACAGCAUGCAAGUCCGGAUCGGCGGGAUGGACGGGAUCUUUGUAGUGUAUCACAACACAGCUCGGAUCUUCGGGUACCAAUAUGUCUCCCUGGCGGAGAUGGACGAGAUCCUGCACGGCUGCGCGGCCAUGGGAGACCAGGCGUUCAAGCUGUCCACCAUUAACCUCGUAGUCGACGCCAGCCAGGGAUCAGAACUUCUUGCUUUCGUUACGCCAAAGACGGACGAGCCGGUCGAAACUGCUCCGGUCGUGCGUCUGAAGACCUCUGUUAUCAACAAGCUCGACGGUCAAAAGGUGAUGGGCCCGGUUGAUUUCGAGAGCGUAAACCCAAGGAACCCCUCGAGCGUGAAAUGGACGAUCGAAUACGAGAUCGAAAAGACGACAAUGGAUGAGGAAGGCUAUUCGCUCGCUCGACGAGGCUUGCAAACAGCUCGCAAGAAGUAUACGAACAUGACCUCCUUGAACCUCCCUACCGGGAAGACGGCGGAGGAUAUGAACCUCGCCGCACUCGAGCCCGAGGAAGGGGUGCUGGUGAACGAGAACGAGACUAAGCCAUCGACGGAUUCGACUGUGGAAAAGGACAAGGAGGAAAAGAUGGCCGUUACCAAGUGGAAGACCCCCGACGGGCGGAUCCUUGCCCUCAGGAGACUUGCCAAGGCGAGUGGAAAGGAAUACGAAGAGAGGUUGCUAGGGACAAGAGGGAAGGAGGCGGUCGUAUGGAAGCCAUAG